Hevea brasiliensis (rubber tree) is the source of this 2127-nucleotide messenger RNA. RefSeq names its product laccase-6. NCBI's taxonomy places the organism in Eukaryota, Viridiplantae, Streptophyta, Magnoliopsida, Malpighiales, Euphorbiaceae. Bases 249 to 1970 code for a protein of 573 amino acids. Gene Ontology annotation, biological process: lignin catabolic process. The record is from RefSeq and is a predicted model, not a curated record. Gene Ontology annotation, cellular component: apoplast. The transcript is spliced from 6 exons. Gene Ontology annotation, molecular function: hydroquinone:oxygen oxidoreductase activity; copper ion binding.
UCACUUGAAUAAUAACGCCCCCAACACCUGAUUAUCACGAAUCCAUGUUAGAGGAAUCAUGAAAGCUGACAAACACAUUACAAAAUUAUUUAACUCUUUCCUUCUCCAUUUCUUGAUUAAAUUAAUUAAUGUCGCCUCUUCAUUUCAUUAUUCUCUCUCUAUUACCUGUAACUAUCUAUAUUAAAAGCUUCUUUCCAACACCACUUCACCUCUAAGAACCAAUUCUUUCUACCUCUAUCUCUCUCAACAUGGCCAACCCUCCCUAUUCUUUUACGAUCAUAUGCUUAAGCCUAAUCAUGUCUUGCGCCUACUCUGUUCAUUCUACGCCUAACUGGCCUGGAGGGAGAACAACCAGGUUCUAUGAUUUCAAGAUUCAUACCAUGACUAUUAAUAAAUUGUGCAACACCAAGGAAAUUGUUGCUGUUAAUAAUAUGUACCCUGGACCUGUCGUUUAUGCCCAACAAGGUGAUCGAAUAAUCGUCAAAGUUACCAACGAGUCCCCUUACAAUGCCACCAUCCACUGGCACGGUGUCAGGCAGAUACUAUCUUGCUGGUUCGAUGGACCUUCAUAUAUCACCCAAUGCCCAAUUCAGCCUGGGCAGAGUUUCACUUACGAGUUCACGUUGGUUAGGCAAAAGGGCACCUUCUUUUGGCAUGCUCAUGUUUCUUGGCUAAGGGGUACAGUUUAUGGUGCCAUUGUUGUGUACCCAAAAACGGGGGUCCCAUACCCAUUUCCCCACCCUCAUGAAGAGCAUAUAGUAAUUCUGGGGGAAUAUUGGCUCCAGGAUGUUGUACAACUAGAGCGGCAAGUACUCGCAAGCGGGGGAGCCCCUCCACCCUCCAAUGCCUAUACCAUCAAUGGUCACCCUGGUCCUAACUACAAUUGCUCUGCUAAUGAUGUUUAUAAGAUCGACGUGGUCCCAGGAAAGACCUAUUUGUUAAGGCUGAUAAAUGCAGGCUUAAACAUGGAAAACUUCUUUGCAAUUGCUAAUCACAAAUUAACAAUCGUAGAAGCCGAUGCGGAGUACACAAAACCAUUCACCACUGACCGUGUAAUGCUCGGACCGGGACAGACAAUGAUCAUCCUCGUCACUGCCGAUCAGCCCAUUGGAAAAUAUUCCAUGGCCAUGGGACCUUACAUGUCAGCUCAGGGUGUCUCAUUCCAGAACAUUUCAGCAAUUGCCCACUUCCAAUACUUGGGUGCUGUCCCUAAUAGCAUUUCAUUACCAGCUAGAUUACCCAACUUCAAUGAUAAUUUAGCUGUUAAGACGGUCAUGGAUGGCUUGCGAGGCUUAAAUACUUCAAACGUUCCAAAAGAGAUUGACACUAAUCUCUUCGUAACUAUUGGAAUAAAUGUCAACAAGUGUAGCUCCAAAACACCUCAACAAAAUUGCCAAGGCCUUAAUAAUGGUACCAUGGCAGCUUCCAUGAACAAUGUAAGUUUCAUUAAGCCUACAGUUUCAGUUUUGGAAGCCUAUUACCAGGGGAUUGAGGGCUUUUUCACUGAUGAUUUCCCUGGAGCACCUCUUAGAUUCUAUGACUUUGUCAAUGGGGCACCUAACAAUAUCCCAUUUGACACAAACUCAAUGAAUGGGACUAGGACUAAGGUCCUUGAGUAUGGAAGCAGGGUGCAAAUCAUUUUGCAGGACACCGGAACGGUCACAACUGAAAAUCACCCAAUUCACCUCCAUGGCUAUAGUUUCUAUGUUGUGGGAUACGGCACCGGCAACUAUAACCCACAAAGAGCAAAUCUCAAUCUAGUGGAUCCGCCAUAUAUGAACACCAUUGGAGUUCCAGUUGGGGGAUGGGCAGCAAUUCGCUUUGUUGCAGACAAUCCGGGGGUUUGGUUUAUGCACUGUCACUUUGAUAUACACCAAUCAUGGGGAUUAGCUACGGUGCUUAUAGUGAAGAAUGGGAAAGGACACUUGGAGACUCUGCCACAUCCUCCUGCAGAUCUACCCCGAUGCUAACCUGUGGAAUUUUCAUUUUUUUAAUGAAUGUUGUGAAAUUCUUAAUCAAGGAUUCUUUUGGCGAAAGUGUGUAAUAGGAGUGGUUAAUUUCUUUCUCUGAAAAUUGUGGUGUAAAGAAGAAAAUUUCGAAUUUAGUAAAACUGCACAUUUCCCUUAA